UUGUUGAAUAGUGUACACAAAAGCCGACGACUGCCACUAAUUACAACUUACAACAACAACAAAAAGAUACAAAAUUAGAUUACCCACAUGGCCCAGGCCCAUCAGACAAACGACCGGUGCGGUGGAAUACCCAUCCCAAUAGACAUUACGAGUACAUUAUCGUGUCUUCUCAGUCUUGGCAAAAGAUAUACAAUCGCUUAUCAGGAAAAUAUUCGAUAAGCGAAAAAAUACAUGCGUAAACCUAGUUAUCACGCAGUCUCCAGCUAAAAAAGUGCUGGAAACCAAAAGCUUACCACGACUACGGUCUCAGUUGUGUAGUGGCCGGCAUGGCACCCAUCCAAUUAUUAUUAUUGAUCGCGUUGUUGUCGUCUCCGUUGUUCUUCAAUCUCGAUCAGCUAAAAGACUGUUAAUGAUGACUUCGUCGGCGGGUUCGUCAUCGUUAUUGGCAGCUUUGAUUGCAUUUUUGUCAUUGCUGCAAAUAGUUUUGUUUGUUGUUGCAGUCGCCGAGGUAAAUGAUCUCAAAACUCAACCUCUUCUGUCAAUCGAUUUAUAAUUUUUUGAUCUUUUGAUCUUCUUGUGUGCGAUCUUCAGAUUGAGGCCCUUACUCCCGAAGAUGUUCGAUUUGCAACUUUGCGUUGUCAGAAUGACUCAACAAAUGAUCCCUCGUUGCGGUUGCAAUGGUCUUUGAGGAUGUUUCCGGAUAACCAUGAAACUCAUUGUUAUGUUAAGUGCCUGCUAAAUAAAUUAGGGCUAAUUAAUUUAAAAUAUAGGGGGCUUGAUGGCAACAAAUUUAUUCAACCACUGGAAAGUCAGGAUAUGGAAAUCUCUGAGGAAUGUUUUUCCCAUCUCGAAGAUAUACUGAGUGGAACGUGUGAAAGUUAUUACCGGAAAUGGAUGAAUUUGAGGACAUCUUGUAAGGAGUUUUUCUAUAUUUCGCUCUUUGAAGACCCAAGAGAGGUGGAAAAGUUCAAUAGUGAGAAUAUCACUCAGAGUAAAAAACUAGGAGAAACAGCUACAGAAUUCUGCAGCAAGGGUCUUGCCUGUUCCGAAAGUCGGGAACUGACGUCAGAGCAAACUCUGGGAGAUGACAUGUUGAGUGUAUUUAAAUGUGAGCUGGCGUGUAUUUUUCGACACAUUCGUUAUUUUGAUGUUUAUGGAAGAGUUGAUAAAAAUGAAAUCUUUCGCAGUUUUGAAGAAGCAAGUUCAAACUCAAAGUCCAAUAUCCAAAUUGUUUCGAAGUGUGUUCAUAGAGCGAAUUCUCUUUACCCCUUUGGACCAUGUCAAAUGGCUUAUGAGCUUUAUCAGUGUUUUAUGAAGAAAGUUAAAAAUUUUAAAGAAAUUUAUGCACAGCGAGAUAAGAUAAGUCGAUAUUUUUGAUGAAACAAGGGGGGAUACCAAAUCAAGCUGAUAAUAAAAUAAAUAAAUAAAUAAAAGUGAUUCAUAAAUUAAUUGGACUUGAUUAGGAAUUUAAGU
Molecule: messenger RNA, 1473 nt
Organism: Episyrphus balteatus (marmalade hoverfly)
Lineage: Eukaryota; Metazoa; Arthropoda; Insecta; Diptera; Syrphidae
Exons: 4
Coding region: 691-1377 (228 amino acids)
Biological process (GO): sensory perception of smell
Molecular function (GO): odorant binding
Source: RefSeq, a predicted model, not a curated record